UUAGAGCGUUAUCCGGAUAUUCCUAUCGUUUGUAAUUGCGUUGUACGUAUAUACAUAUGUAUACACGUAUACAUAUUACAUAUACCCUGCGUACUUACUCGUGCACAUCUGCAUAUAUAUGUGUGUAUACAUAUGUACAUAUGCAUGUAUAUAUAGCUUAUUUGUACAUAAUUACAAUUUUGUUGUACCUGGAUCGUUGCAAUUGGAAUAGGACAUUUUGUGCGCUUAAUGGUAAGCAGUAAACUCUUCGUAUUCCCCGUCGCAUCUUGCGUACACACAUAUGUACUUAAAUACGUCUAUCCGCCUCGUUCCUUUGCCACGAGUGAUAAAUCAUCCUGCAACGGAACGAAAGGUAAUAGUAAAUUGACUAUCACUUACCAAACUUUCAUUUCCGUGCCGAUAUAGAAAGGUAUCAUUUAUCGAAAUCUUCUCUUACGAUUUUUUAAUAAUACUUUGCGUCUUUGUAAUCUUUCUACCGUGAUUGUGCAUUUUUCAAAUACGACACAUGCUUGUAAGUUGAUCGAAGAAUAAGUUUCUUUUAAUAAAGUUGAAACAAAUGUUUUAUGUUUUUCAAUCUGUUGUUUUCUUUAUCCAAUCAUAAAAGUUCACAAAUUGAUUUUUCUUUUCCCAUUCUCUGCUUAAUUUUGUGAGGAACCCACAUUGAAUAAUAGAUAGAAAAAAUGGGUAAUUAAGUAUUUACAUACAUACCUAAUUUCACCUGGGGGUAUUUUGGGAUCUCCAAAAUAAUGAAAAUUCGAGAACAAAGGGACGUCCACUCUUUUUGGUAGUCAUUUUUGAUACUUAUAAUUGUUAUAGAGGGCGUAUACUGUUACAGAUGGCGCACUCCAUUUCUAAAACGCGUGCUGUCAGAUGCAACACAGUUCAAUGAACAUAAACGUAUAGUGUCCGGUGUUUUUGACGUAAACAUAUAGAUUCCCGUUGUGUUAUUCGUUUUGGAAAAAUCUUUAAAGCAUUUCUGACAACGACAGCUUGUUUUAACGCAGCUAAUUUGGAUCUUAUCGCUGUCCGGCGAACUCUCGCGAUCCAGAAACGAUGGAAGUCGAAAUAAGUGCUGAUGAAUUAGCGCCAAAAUCGAAUGAAAACAUAACAACGUCGGACAGUUGUCCAAGUGGCGAUAAAGCCGAAGAAGAGAGUCAAGUGAUUGAAAAAGAAAUGUCUACUACUGAUUCUAGCAUUUCCGACGCGUCGAAAGAACACAGUAUGGAAUUGACGGAAAAUUACGCAGCCGAUUCGUCCGAGGACCCUAAUUUCAAAAAACCGACCGUGUUAAUUGAUGCGAAACGUUUUCGACCAGUAAGUAAAACUUCCAAAACGUCGGUAUCGGUAAAUCAAUGUUCGUCCGAAAGCAGUGAUCCGGAUCAAUUAGACUCAAAAGAUCCUCCCUUUCCGUACAAAGAACCACCUUGGGGAGGAAAAUCAGAACAGGAGUAUAAAAUGGAAGUGUUAAAGUCUGGAGUCAUCGUAGAGACAAUCUUGCUCAAUGAACAAAGUUUUUAUAUCAUUGGACGGUUACCAUCGUGUCACGUAUCGCUUGCUCAUCCAACUAUUUCAAGAUAUCAUGCCGUUUUACAAUACAGAUCCAGAGAAGAUGGGGAAAAUUUCAAAGGCUUUUACAUUUACGAUCUAGGAAGUACUCAUGGAACAUAUUGGAAUGGAAAUCGUAUAAAACCUUAUAUUUAUGUAAGAAUACGAGGAGGUCAUAUGCUCAGAUUUGGUUGCAGUCAAAGGAAAUACAUUUUACAAGCACCUCUGGAUGAUCAAGAGGAAGAAUCACAAUAUAGUGUAUCAGAGUUAAAGGAAAUGAGAGUAUUGCAAAUGGAGAAACAACGAAUAAAUAAAGAACUCGAAGGAACCGCUCAAGAGAAAGAAAGCGAUGGUAUCGAUUGGGGUAUGGGAGAAGACGCGGACGAGGAGACGGAUUUACAAGAAAAUCCGUAUGCUUGCAUUACCGACGAGGAUUUAGUCUUAGACGAUCCUAAGAAAACUCUCCGAGGAUGGUUCGAAAGGGAAGGAUACGAUCUUCAGUAUCAGACAGAAGAAAAGGGAAUUGGACAGUUUUUAUGUUGGGUAGAUCUACCCAUGGAGGACAUCGUUGGUCAUACCGUUAGAGCAGAAGCUGUUGUCAAGGGUAAAAAGAAAGAAGCAGUUGUGCAGUGUGCACUGGAAGCGUGUAAAAUUUUGGACAAAUACGGCUUGUUGAGACAAGCGAAUCACGAGGCGAGGAAAAGGAAAACAAGGAAUUGGGAAGCUGAGGAUUAUUAUGAUUCCGAUGAAGACAACUUCCUCGAUAGAACCGGGUCGGUCGAGAAGAAACGAGAACAGAGGAUGCGAUUAGCUGGCAAAUUAGAGGAUAAAGCAGAAACGUAUGAUUCGUUGCUUGAAAAACACAAACAAGUUACGAAACGAAUCUCGCAAUUGUCGACUUCAAUUGAAAAUUGGCACAAUGCGAGUAAUAAAGAGAAGGAAGCACCGGAAGAGGAUGCGUUGGAUGCUUUCAUGUCCAGCUUGAAUUCUUCCUCUUUGACUAAAAACGAUAUUGCUAAGAUGAAAGUAGAAUUACAGAAUCUUCGUAAAGAGGAAGCGAGUUUAAUCAAGUUAUUAAAUUUGACCCGGCCUGCGAAUUUACCUCCUCUAGUUUCUUCCAACGUUAACACAGAACAAAUCACACAUCGCGGUAAAGCGACCGAAACUGUUACCCAAGGAUCGUCGGAAGUAAACAAAAUUCAAGAUUCCUUGAUUCGACGUACAAAGGAAAAACAAGCGAAUCAACGAGCACACGUAGAUCGUAAGUCUAUCGUACCAAGUACAACCAACGACACAAGGACGGAAGCAGAAUCUGAAGAGGAAGUGGAUAGCGAGGACGAUAACGAAUUGAUUUCGUCACGUGCUUCACCGAAAGAAACCGAGGAAAGUUCGAAAACUUCCCCUGAUAGUGUAAAGGAAUCUUCCGAAGGAAAAGAAGCAAAGGGAAAGCAACCGCAGCGUGAAGUUAAAGUAACGAAGAAACGGCGACAAGAGCAAGAAAAAGUUAAUUACGAUCAGGACAUUUAUACGGACAAUUAUUCGAUGUGGGUUCCUCCACAAAAUCAAGCAGGGGAUGGGAAAACGAGUCUUAACGAAAAGUAUGGUUACUGAUGAAACGGGACCAAAUUCAGUCAGUUACAAUGCCGUGUAAUUGUAAUUUGUUUUUAAUUAUGUUUCAUUGUACGACAUUGUAAAUAUUGUAUAUAAUAUAUGAUUAUAACGAAAUGUUUUAAUUUCGAAGUUCAUUAAUGGGAUGUAUCAUGAUUAUAAUACACUGAU
Osmia lignaria (orchard mason bee) is the source of this 3324-nucleotide messenger RNA. RefSeq names its product kanadaptin. NCBI's taxonomy places the organism in Eukaryota, Metazoa, Arthropoda, Insecta, Hymenoptera, Megachilidae. Gene Ontology annotation, molecular function: protein binding. The record is from RefSeq and is a predicted model, not a curated record.